Molecule: messenger RNA, 625 nt
Organism: Cryptococcus amylolentus CBS 6039
Lineage: Eukaryota; Fungi; Basidiomycota; Tremellomycetes; Tremellales; Cryptococcaceae
Exons: 6
Coding region: 32-466 (144 amino acids)
Biological process (GO): DNA replication
Molecular function (GO): single-stranded DNA binding
Source: RefSeq, a predicted model, not a curated record
CUUGCUUCCACAUAUCAACAAUCCACAUACAAUGUUCCGCCAGGCCACCACCCCCGCCCUCCGCGCCACCGCUUCCGCCUCCAAGCAGCAGGCCCGCUCUUUCGUCUCCAAGGCCCAGUUCAUUGGCCGCCUUGGUGCCACUCCCGAGAAGGGCACCACUGCUGCUGGCAGGGAAUACUUGCGGUAUGCUCUCGCUGUGAGCAAGCCCCCCAAGCGUGAUGCUGAAGGCAAGGUCAUCCUUGACGAGGCUGGCUACCCCGCCCGUGAAUCUUCUUGGUUCACUCUCUUCAGCUUCCGACAGGGCAACGCCGCCGGAAGUCUUGAGAACUUGGCCGCUGGCUCUUUGCUCUACGUCGAGGCCAACAUCGACACUGUCAGCGGCACCAACGCCGACGGUACCCCCAACAAGCAGUACCUCUUCAGGGAGACUUCCCACCGAGUCCUCUCCAAGCCCCGAAGCGAGUAAUCUUGGGGUCUUUCUCAGGGGAUAUCCAUCUGUCUCGGGUGUGGAUAGGUCCUGUGGAAUACGAGGAGAGUGUUGUAUGGAUUGGUAGUCGGUAGAGAAGAAGCACGGACAGUCCGGCACUGAAUGAAUCACCUCUCAAAUACAAGUCCUUUUGUACAA